UUGUGGUGACUUUACGGUGAGCCAGGGACGAGCCUGUGUGUGUGUGGUGUGGAUUACUAUUGAAGGCAUGUCAGGAUCCUGUUCAAAUUGCUGAAUUGAACGUGAACGUGAUGUCUAAGCUCAGGUUUUGGCUGUGCCUCUUUAUUCUGGUGUCCUCGAGGAUACGCCACACGCAGGGCUGGUUCUGGUUUGAUGAUUCGAAAGGAAAUGCAAAGGGCACACAGACACCGGCUUACCUGACGACUGUAAGGCCCACGUCCCCACCGAGGACAGAACCGCCCAGAACAACAGGUACAAGUGCUUCCGUAACUGAGGUCCUGAAAGAGGUCAGUUCUGAUGGAGGUCAUUAUGAGAGCAAAUCACAGUUCAGGUCUGGGUUGGGGGUUGAAUCAGAAUCUAGCGGGUCAUGGUCUGAAUUAGCUUCCGGAUCCGGAUCUGCAUAUGUUACGUCAACCGACUUUUUGGGUAUUGCUGGUGAAGAUGCUAGAUUGCAUGUGUUAAAUGUUAAACUUGAGACCAAAGAGGAGCAAAUGGAUGGACUUCAGCACAUCAGCGACCCAACAGACAGUCGAUUUAAUGAAAGCAUCAAUUUUUCUCAUAAAAAUGUUAGCACUUAUAAUGGGCGUAAUUCUACAGAGCAUGAUGAUUAUGAUAACACGACAUUGUAUUCCUCAGAAUACUCUGUCUCAGAUAGUCUACUAACAAAUGAAAGCGAGUUUUUAGUAGCUAGCUUUUCAACAGCCGUCGAAACCCCGCGCUGCUUGCCAGUCUAUUCUGAUUUGCCAUUUUGCACCAGAAUGGGAGUGGAGAGUUUCACAGUACCAAAUUUUCUAAAUCAAAGCAGCGUGGAGGACGUUCGGGUGGUUUUGACCGAAUGGGCAUGGCUGUUGCGGUCAAACUGCCAUUAUAGCUUGGAAUGGUUUUUCUGCCUGCUGUUGACACCUCGGUGCGGCCCACCUGGACUGCCGCCCCCGUUGCCCUGUCGCAGUUUCUGCGAGGUCCUGCGUGACAGUUGCUGGACGCUCCUGGAUGAGGGCCGCCUCCCCGUGGAGUGCCAGUCUCUGCCCGAAGAGAAGCAUGAUGGGUAUCGGUGCUUGUCAGUUAGUAACCAGAAAGAAGAAAGCGGAGUGUCGCUGUUGCAGUUAAUUGGUGAUCCUCCACCUGAAGGCGUCUCCAAAGUCUUCGACGAUGCUAACAACCCCGGCUAUGUGUUUGACCAAAGCUCCAAUGUGGGUCAGUCAGCGGCGGGCCACCUGCCCAAAACUUUCUUCCGUGACUUCUCCCUCAUCUUCAACAUAAAACCCACAUCCUCCAAGCCCGGAGUCAUCUUCUCCAUCACUGACCCAACUCAGAACAUCAUGUAUGUUGGUGUGAAGCUGUCAGCGGUGGAGAAGGGCAAGCAGUCCAUCAUCUUCUACUACACCGAGCCUGACUCUCAGAGCUCAUAUGAGGCAGCCAGAUUCUCCGUGCCCUCCAUGCUGAACACCUGGACUCGGUUUUCCAUUAGUGUUUUGAACGAACACGUUUCCCUCUACUUCAACUGUGACUCAGAUCCUCAGGUCGAGAAUUUUGAGCGGUCUCCAGAUGAUAUGGACCUGGAUGCAGGGGCGGGAGUGUUUGUCGGUCAUGCCAGUGGAGCAGACUCAGAUAAGUUUUUGGGUGUUAUCGGCGAUAUCAGGGUGUUGAAAGACCCUAGGGCAGCUGAACGGCACUGUGAAGAAGAUGAGGAUGACUUUGAUGCGAAUCUCCAGGGUUCAGGUGAUUACGGAGCAAGUGGAGAUGGAGAGGGACCGCCAUCAGUUCAGCCGACCCCUCCCUCGUCUCGGCCGAUCCAGCAGCCGCCGGUGACCAGCAGACUGCAUGAGAAGCAGCAGACAGGUGCAAAAGGAGACAGAGGGGACAGAGGAGAGAAGGGUGCCAAAGGUGAAAGAGGUCUUACGGGGCCGAAGGGUGAUGCAGGAUCUGAAUCUGUGUCUGGUAGUAGUGCGAAAGGAGCAAAGGGUGACGCAGGAGAGAAAGGAAUGAAGGGCAAUUCUGGUUUUGGUUAUCCUGGAUCAAAGGGUGACCCUGGCCCUCCGGGGCCUCCAGGGCCUCCCGGUCCCCCAGGGCCCAGUGCAGAAGUAGAAGUGAGGGGAGAUGGGUCAGUCGUGCAGAGGGUGGCAGGACCAAGAGGACCACCCGGACCACCAGGACCAUCUGGCCCUGCUGGAGCUGAAGGGGAACCGGGUGACCCUGGUGAAGAUGGAAAAGCUGGUCAAGUUGGACCUCCUGGUUUUCCUGGAACUCCUGGGAGUCCUGGACUUAAAGGAGAUAAAGGAGAACGAGGUGAAAGUCAGCCAGGACCUCGUGGACCUCCAGGGCCUCCUGGCCCACCGGGACCCCCAUCUCACUCUGAUAGGCCUACAUUUGUGGACAUGGAGGGCUCUGGAUUUGAUUUGGACAGUGUACGGGCAAUGCCUGGUUUGCCUGGCCUUCCUGGUCCUCCUGGUCCCCCCGGCCCUCCUGGUCUCCCUGGCACUGGGUCUUCAGGCUCUGGUGGUUUUGGACCUCCUGGUCCUCCUGGACAAAACGGAGCUCCAGGUCAACCGGGACUUCCAGGUCCAUCAGGUGCUGAUGGAAAACCAGGCUUACCUGGCUCAAAAGGAGAAAGGGGUGAUGCCGGUGAGCUGGGCCUACCUGGACCUGUGGGAGAGAAGGGUGCCAAAGGUUCAUCUGGUGCCGCUGGCCUUCCUGGAGAGGGUGGACUUGCUGGUCUUCCAGGACCAAUGGGACCUGUUGGACCUCCAGGACCCCCUGGUCCUCCUGGCCCAAGCUAUCAUGUUGGUUUUGAUGAUAUGGAGGGCUCUGGCGUUCACUUCAGUUCAGUCCCUGGAGUAAGAGGACCGAUAGGAAUCCAGGGACCUCCUGGUGCCCCAGGACCACAAGGUAAACCUGGCUUACAAGGAUUUCCUGGUGAGAAAGGCAGUGAGGGAGCUCAGGGAAAAGAUGGCCAGCCUGGUUUGGACGGCUUCCCUGGACCACAGGGACCAAGGGGCGACAAGGGAGACCGAGGUGAUAGGGGUGAACCUGGUCGAGAUGGAAGUGGACUCCCAGGUCCACCCGGCCCCCCCGGACAACCUGGACAAAUUAUUUAUCGUUAUUCUGAAAAUUAUGAUGAAACUGGAAGACCAGGUCCUCAGGGAGGGGGUGGUCUUCCUGGUCAAGCAGGCUUUCCAGGCCCAGUGGGACCAAAGGGUGACAGAGGAGAACCUGGCUCACCAGGCUAUGGCAUUAAGGGUGAGAAAGGAGAACCCGGAGUAAUUCUUGGACCUGAUGGAAACCCACUCUUCCUUGGUGGACUGACAGGCCAAAAGGGUGAGAGAGGGCUUGCUGGACCAGUCGGACCUUCUGGUCCAGCUGGACCUUCUGGUUUGAAAGGUGAAUUUGGAAUGCCAGGCAGACCCGGCCGUCCAGGUGUGAACGGAUACAAAGGAGAGAAGGGAGAACCAGGGUCAGGCUCUGAAUAUGGCUACCAAGGUCCUCCUGGUCCCCCAGGACCCCCUGGUCCCCCUGGACCUGCUGUGCCCUUGGACAGAUUUGGUAGAUAUGAAGAUUAUUCGAGGCACUAUCCAGCUACGAAAGGAGAGAAAGGAGACCAGGGAGCUCCUGGUGUUCCAGGUUUUUCCUCUAACUUUGAUAUAUACGCCCUAAAGAAUGAGAUGAAGGGGGAGCGUGGUGAGUCUGGUGUUAAAGGAGAGAAAGGAGAGCCAGGAGGUGGAUUUUAUGACCCUCGUUUUGGAGCUGUACAAGGACCACCAGGAAACCCUGGACCUACCGGACCUAAAGGAGAUUCAAUCAGAGGUCCCCCUGGACCGCAGGGCCCACCAGGACAACCUGGAGUUGGUUAUGAUGGUCGUCCAGGAAACCCAGGACCUCCUGGACCGCCUGGUCCUCCAGGGUCACCGUCAUUGCCAGGAGCCUAUAGACCACCACUCAGUAUUCCCGGACCUCCAGGUCCCCCCGGCCCACCAGGAAUUCCUGGCACUGGAUCUGGGCAGGUGACUUUCUUGAGGUCUUAUGAUAUAAUGAUAGCCACAGCACGCAGUCAGAAUGAAGGUGCUUUGAUUUACAUUUUGGACAGAAAUGACCUCUACCUCAAAGUUCGGAAUGGAGUCAGACAAGUGAUGCUUGGAGAUUAUAAACCCUUAUAUGGAGAGCUGGACAAUGAAGUGGCAGCGGUCCAGCCGCCCCCUGUUGUUCACUAUUCCCAAGACCACACAGCUAACAAUGGAGCAGAGCAGAUUUCUCCACCGCUGCCGCCGAUCGAAUUUCCAAGGAGGGAGCCAGAGAACAGAAACCCCAGUCCACCUGACUCCCGUUACCCUGACCCACGAUACCCACCCUAUACUGAUAACAGGUACACUGAUCCUGUACAACCACACAGAUACCCCGUACAACCAGAGAGGAACCCCAUCACUCCAGCCCGCCGUCCCAGCCCCCCUGUCGGUCAACCAGAAGGCCACGUCCACACUUCUGGACCAGGGCUACAUCUUAUUGCCCUGAAUUCUCCACAAGUGGGCAACAUGAGAGGCAUUCGUGGGGCAGACUUCCUGUGCUUCCAGCAGGCUCGGGCUGUGGGCCUGAAGGGAACGUUCAGGGCCUUCCUGUCAUCCAAACUUCAGGAUCUCUACAGUAUAGUUCGCAAAUCUGACAGAGAGACAUUACCAAUUGUUAACCUCAAGGAUCAAGUCCUUUUCAGAAGCUGGGAGUCUCUCUUCAGUGACUCAGAGAGCAGGAUGAAGGACAGUGCUCCUAUCUACUCGUUUGAUGGCAGAGAUGUCCUGCGGGACAGUGCCUGGCCAGAGAAGAUGAUCUGGCAUGGGUCCAAUGGCAGGGGUCACAGACAGACGGAUAACUACUGUGAGACGUGGAGGGCCGGAGACCGUGCGGUGACGGGCUUGGCCUCGUCUCUGCAGGCUGGCCAACUCCUCCAGCAGACUUCCAGCAGCUGCUCCAGUUCCUACAUCGUGCUGUGCAUCGAGAACAGCUACAUGACACAAUCCAAGAAAUAAAGCCGUCCUAAAGAGCCUUUGAACACUCGACACAACUGUUUAUACAGGCCCAGUUUCACUCCAGUAGAUGCCUGUACCUAACGAA
Puntigrus tetrazona (Sumatra barb) is the source of this 5136-nucleotide messenger RNA. It is a transcript of the gene col18a1a, whose product is annotated as collagen type XVIII alpha 1 chain a. The record is from RefSeq and is a predicted model, not a curated record. The transcript is spliced from 41 exons. Gene Ontology annotation, molecular function: protein binding. Bases 111 to 5051 code for a protein of 1646 amino acids. Gene Ontology annotation, cellular component: basement membrane. Lineage: Eukaryota; Metazoa; Chordata; Actinopteri; Cypriniformes; Cyprinidae.